Molecule: messenger RNA, 4280 nt
Organism: Puntigrus tetrazona (Sumatra barb)
Lineage: Eukaryota; Metazoa; Chordata; Actinopteri; Cypriniformes; Cyprinidae
Gene: map4k3a
Product: mitogen-activated protein kinase kinase kinase kinase 3a
Exons: 35
Coding region: 165-2954 (929 amino acids)
Biological process (GO): protein phosphorylation
Molecular function (GO): ATP binding; MAP kinase kinase kinase kinase activity
Source: RefSeq, a predicted model, not a curated record
CGCACUGGAGCUCACUGGAAGCCAUGUUAAAGUUACAGUCAAGUACUGAGAGUGAGAUUCCCUUCUGACGCCGUAUGUUUAUUUUUUCCCCGUUUUUCUCUUUUCGUCCGUGUCAGGGCCCCCAGCAAACCUAUCAUUGAUAGUCAGAAGCCGGAGUCCUCACGAUGAACUCUAGUUUCGAUCUAUCCAGGCGAAAUCCGCAAGAGGAUUUCGAGCUUAUCCAGAGGAUAGGCAGCGGGACCUACGGGGAUGUUUACAAGGCCCGUAAUGUUACUACAGGAGAGCUGGCUGCUAUCAAGGUCAUUAAACUGGAGCCAGGCGAGGACUUCGCAGUGGUGCAGCAGGAAAUAAUUAUGAUGAAAGACUGCAAGCACUCUAACAUUGUGGCCUAUUUCGGUAGUUACUUAAGGAGGGAUAAAUUAUGGAUAUGUAUGGAAUACUGUGGGGGAGGUUCACUGCAAGACAUAUAUCACGUUACUGGGCCGCUAACAGAAUCACAGAUAGCAUAUGUAACAAGAGAAACCCUUCAGGGUUUAUAUUACCUACAUAACAAAGGAAAGAUGCACAGAGACAUAAAGGGUGCCAAUAUUUUAUUGACGGACAAUGGUUACGUCAAGUUAGCUGAUUUUGGUGUGUCUGCACAGAUCACGGCAACUCUAGCUAAAAGAAAAUCCUUCAUUGGGACUCCUUAUUGGAUGGCUCCAGAGGUGGCUGCCGUGGAGAGGAAAGGAGGAUACAAUCACCUGUGUGACAUCUGGGCUGUGGGCAUCACCGCCAUUGAACUAGCCGAACUGCAGCCUCCCAUGUUUGACCUUCAUCCAAUGAGGGCUCUGUUUCUGAUGACGAAAAGCAACUUUCAACCGCCCAAAUUAAAAGACAAAGUUAAAUGGACCAAUAAUUUCCACACUUUUGUGAAGCUGGCUUUAACAAAAAGUCCAAAGAAACGGCAAUCAGCUGACAAGUUAUUGCAGCAUCCCUUUGUGUCCCAGCCGUUGAGUCGUAUUUUGGCGAUCGAGCUGCUGGAUAAAGCGAACAACCCCGACCACUCAUCUUACACAGACCUGGACGAUGACGACCCAGAGCCGGAGUUUAAAUACAGAGGGUUGUUUUUACCAGUCUCUCCUCUCUCCCGGAGAGUCCUUCGCUUUGCAGCUCGCAGAAAGCCUCCAGUGUCUGUUCCACAUCGGAUUCGCUCAACAAGCCGUACCAGUCGGGAAGGGAAGACUCUGUCAGAGAUUAACUUCGGUCAGGUGAAGUUUGACCCUCCUUUAACAACGGAGACAAAACCGCAUCAUGAACCGCCCGACACUGACGAUUUUUUGGACUGUGCCGAGGAAAUAUACUACACUGCAAGAUCUAAUCUGGAUUUACAGAUGGAUUAUGAGCAGGGAUCCCCUAAAGGCUCCAUCCUUGGAGGAAAUAAGAGCCUCUUAAAAUCUGUUGAAGAGGAGCUGCAUCAGAGGGGGCAUGAGGCUCAUUUGGAGGAUGAUGAUGAGGGUGAAGAUGAUGGUGAUGAUCAUGAUCAUGAUGAUGAAUUGCAACACACAAAAAACUCCACCAUGAGGCCUAAGGUCCCACCACCACUUCCUCCCAAACCAAAGCCCAGUCCCGGACCGCAUCAAAGCCCCUCCGUCGAUCAUGACGGUAACCAGGGCACUAUAAAGCGCUGCCCGGAGCCUGAAAGCCCGGCUCGAUCAUCCACCAACGUACCCCCUCGACCUCCACCUCCUCGACUGCCCGCAAACAAGCUCAGCAGUUUAGGCAAUGGAAUUAGCUCAUCUGAACACUCGCCUUCAACAGAGAGACAGUCCACAAUGCCCCCUGCUGUUCCUACACCAAAGGACAAGAAAGAUUUUCCAAAACCCAUCAGCAAUGGUCUCCCACCCACUCCAAAGGUUCAUAUGGGAGCAUGUUUCUCUAAAGUCUUCAAUGGCUGCCCAUUAAAAAUACACUGCGCUACCUCAUGGAUCAACCCAGACACACGAGACCAGUAUCUCAUAUUUGGAGCAGAGGAAGGCAUUUACACAUUAAACCUUAACGAGCUGCACGAGACGUCCAUGGAACAGCUUUUCCCCAGGAGAUGUACUUGGCUCUAUGUUAUGAGCAACAGCCUGCUAUCAAUAUCCGGAAAAGCUUGUCAUCUGUACUCUCACAGUCUGACGGGUCUAUUUGAACAUGCUCGACAAAUGCAAAAACUCCCUGUUGCCAUACCAACACAUAAAUUGCCUGACAAAAUAAUCCCCAGGAAAUUCUCAGUGUCCACGAAGAUCCCUGAAACAAAAGGGUGUCAAAAGUGCUGUGUAGUGAGGAAUCCAUAUACUGGUCACAAGUACCUGUGCGGUGCGUUUCAGUCCAGUGUUGUUCUGUUUGAGUGGGUGGAGCCCAUGCAGAAAUUCAUGUUGGUCAAGAGCAUAGACUUCCCCCUGCCGUGCCCGCUGGAGGUGUUUGAGAUGCUGGUGGUUCCUGAACAUCAGUAUCCUCUCAUCUGCAUAGCCGUGAGCAAAGGGACGGAGCUCAACCAGGUGGUGCGGUUUGAGACCCUCAACCCCAACUCUACCUCCAACUGGUUUGAUUCUGACACCCCACAGAGCUGCGUGAUCCAUGUGACCCAGCUGGAGAGAGAUACAAUUUUAGUCUGCUUAGAUCGGUGCAUUAAGAUUGUAAAUUUGCAAGGUCGGUUGAAGUCCAGUCGAAAACUUUCAGCAGAACUGACUUUUAACUUCCAGAUUGAAUCAAUAGUUUGCCUUCAAGACAGUGUGUUGGCCUUCUGGAGGCAUGGCAUGCAAGGACGCAGCUUCAAGUCCAAUGAGAUUACACAGGAGAUUUCCGACAGCUCCAGGAUAUUCAGGCUGCUAGGUUCAGACAGGGUGGUGGUUUUGGAAAGCCGACCGACAGACAACCCCACAGCACACAGCAAUCUCUACAUCCUCGCUGGCCACGAAAACAGCUACUGACCGCAAUGCAUCAUGGGACAAAAACACUACAUGUAUGCAACGUUCCGAGAGCCUUUAGUUUCAUGUGGCCCGAUGAGAUGGCCACCUCUCAGAAGAAGCGCAGACAUACUGUUGUUGAGCCGCUGAGAGCACGAAGGAACGCUAGAAUGGAUAUAAAGGUCUCAGAGUAGAGAAAAGCUGGCCGUCACCACAGUAUGCACUUUCACCCUUACCUGCUUCAGAGGCCUUGUUUUGGUUUGGCUUCUAGCAGUUUUAAUUUAUUUUUUUACCCGAAAGACACACACAAUCACAUACUCUUUCUUUUUUUUUUUGUCUCCCCCGAGCAAGACUUUUUUUUGUUUUGUUUUUGGCCACUGCUCACAUUUGACGCUAACCACACAAGUGCUUGAAGACACGUAUUUAAUUCAUGUACAUACAGACGUAGUAUUGUUGAGUCAUAAUCUUUGUAUUGGUUGUGUAGAUAUCAGCACAUUUAUGUUGUACAGGUUUGUGGCAGCGUUGGCUGUUGUAAAGGACUGUGAGAUGCUGGGUACUACUUUAAAUGACCUCUAGGGCCAGAUAAUUUUUUUUUAUAUGCAAUAGUUUAGGAAUCACAAAGCUGAAGUGCCCAUCUUUCCAAGACUUGCCUUCUUAACAUUGCUGUUUUUAUUUUAUUUUUUUGUUUUGUUUUUAUUGUACAACCUAAUCUUUUUAUAUAAAGCCGAAUGGUGUUUUUAUUGAGCAACUUUUAAUUCAGUGGCCCUUAUAAUUGUUUUUAACUCUGUGGUAUGCGCUCACUCAAUUUGCACAAGGUUAUUAAAAUGUUGAUGUGUACUGUAUAUGUAAGUGUAUGUUUAAAACCAUGCCGAUAAUAACAUAUAGAUAUAUACACUUUUUUUCUAAAUGUGUAUACGUGUAUAAUCCUAAUAAGCAAUAAAUCAUUUGGAUGUUCUUUUGUGGUUUUAAAUCAAUCAGACUGCGAGGCUGAUGUUACACGGGUCAACUUAGCUUGCCCCGUAAAUCAUUAGCAUAAGACUGAGUUCACAGGUUUGUUAUGUGGAUGAGUUGUUUGUUUGUGAUUUGAGUGCUGUACACUGUUUAGCAGAUUAUGUUGGGAUUUUUAAAUUGCUGUGAACGGUGUAAACUUGUUGAGACUAACAUGGACUGGCAUUAAAUCGCUCUUUUAGAACGGUCGUUAAAGAGUAAAGGAAGUUCCAUCAUAAGAAAAGGACAUCCCUAAUUUCUCUAGUUUUUUUUGUCCGUGAUUGUAAUACGGUUAUUCAAUCAAUUUUCGUUUUGUGUCUAUGUACAUACUGUAAAAUAAAAUCACAUGGUUUUACAUACUGA